Molecule: messenger RNA, 1071 nt
Organism: Guillardia theta CCMP2712
Lineage: Eukaryota; Cryptophyceae; Pyrenomonadales; Geminigeraceae
Exons: 14
Coding region: 1-1071 (356 amino acids)
Biological process (GO): dephosphorylation; microtubule cytoskeleton organization; regulation of exit from mitosis
Molecular function (GO): phosphatase activity
Source: RefSeq, a predicted model, not a curated record
AUGGAUACGUUCUAUUGCGGGAACAGAAUUUCUUCCAGCCAUGUGGCCGACAAGAUCAUGUCCACCUACGAUGAUGAAGACGAGUGCGAGAACGAGAGGAGAGGGUCCGUUCAUGGAAUGGGCGACGAGGAAUUGAUCGAGCUGCUGGACAAAAUGGUCAUGGACGAGAAGGCCAGGGAAAGCUCCUCGAACCUCUUCACUGACGCCAUAUACGAGGUUGCUGCAGACAUCUCCAUGAUCGUCUGCGAGAAAGUUCCAGCGGAGUACCAGACCGACAGGUACUACUUCCUGGACAUGGAGCAACACCUCGUCUACUUCCCAUACGCGUACGACUUCGGUCCUGUGAACCUCAGCGUGAUAGCUCGAUUCUGCAAGCACCUCACCGAGGUCCUGCAAGAGCAUCCUGACAAGAUCGUGGUCCUUCGCUCCCCCCCCGACAGGCACUCCAGCACCAACACCACGUUCUUGCUCGGUUGCUUCCUGGUGCUCGAGCGCGAGCAUGAGAGCGACGGGUUGACGAUGCCGCACUUCAAGCUGCCUGCAAGUCACAUCAAGUCCUUCCGUGAUGCCUCCUUCCUCCAAACUAAGUUCGAGCUGACGCUACGGGACGUGUGGCAGGGCCUUGAGAAGGCUCAGAGACAAGGAUGGAUUAGCCCCGACAGCUUCGACCUGGAGGAGUACGAGCACUACGACGACCCGCACAACGGCGACAUGCACGUCAUCAUCCCAAAGAAGCUUGUUGCCCUGAAGGGGCCGGUGGACAAGCUUGCAAACGAUGCGGACUGGCAGGACGAAGGAUCAGUACGAUUGAGACGGUUCAAGGAGAUGGGGGUCAAGUGCAUUAUUCGUCUCAACGAGGAGAAGUACGACCCGAUCAUCUUCACGGACAACGGGAUCGAGGUGGUGGACCUCUACUUCGAAGACUGUCCUGUCCCUCCUUCUCAGAUCGUCUUCCGCUUCAUCAAGAUGGUCGAGAGCACGGAUGGGAUGGUGGCUGUGCACUGCGACACGGGGCUGGGACGCACUGGGACGCUGAUCGCAAGGGGAAGCCCAUUGGAUGGAUCCGUGUAG